Spathaspora passalidarum NRRL Y-27907 is the source of this 1645-nucleotide messenger RNA. RefSeq lists its product as uncharacterized. Gene Ontology annotation, molecular function: 3-hydroxyacyl-CoA dehydratase activity. The transcript has a single exon. The record is from RefSeq and is a predicted model, not a curated record. Gene Ontology annotation, cellular component: endoplasmic reticulum membrane. The coding region runs from base 33 to 767 and encodes 244 amino acids. NCBI's taxonomy places the organism in Eukaryota, Fungi, Ascomycota, Pichiomycetes, Serinales, Debaryomycetaceae. Gene Ontology annotation, biological process: sphingolipid biosynthetic process; very long-chain fatty acid biosynthetic process; fatty acid elongation.
AUACACUUGCUUUACACAUCGUCUAAUACAACAUGGACAGAUUCUAUCCACUCCCAACCAAUCAAAAGGUGGUUUUCUUCUUCAACUCAGCUGCUGCUACAUUAUGGUUCUGCUGUCUAUUGAGAUUCUUACUAUUAUUGCCAUUGGUAGGCAGGAGGUUCCUACCUGGAGGGAUCGCGGAUUUCUUCCAAGUAGUGGCACUCCUACCAUUGAUUGGGUUCCUACUAGUUAAACCACUAUUAAACAAAAAGAUCUCCUUGUCCAAUCUCUGGGCAUUGCUGAAUGACUUGAAGAUGGCAUGGAUCUGCUACGGUGUAAUAUUCCCCCACCCUAAAAUCGCUAAACACACUUCGUACUCCAUAUUGAUAUCCGCAUGGUGUGUUCAAUACUUUAUCCAUUACAGUUAUCAUGCAUUCAGGAUCAAGACCAAGAGCUCGCCCCACUUCUUGUUUUGGCUCCAAUAUCACAACUUCUAUGUGAUUUACCCAAUGGCACUUGUCGCAGAAAUGAUUCUUACUUUCUUGAGUUUAGGGUUUGUGCAAGAGAACCUGAUUCAUGAAAUUGCCCUCAAGGCUACAUUAUUGAGUUAUAUACCCGUAGCGUACUUUGCUUGGGGUCAUUUACAAGCAAGAAAGAAGAACAAGUAUAUUGAAGUGAUGAACAAGCGAAGGGAAUCAGCCAUGAAGACUGCACCAAGUGCAGAAAUAGCAACAACCUCAGGUUUAUCCCCAAAUACUCAAUCUACUGAAUUGAGGGAAAUCAACUAGGUGUAAAUGUGUAUUAUAUAGGGUACGUGUAAAAUUAGGCAUGCUAUAGAAAAUAAUGUAUGGAACUAAAAACUUUUGUUAGUGCUCAGUUUUACUCGGCAGACAAUUGGAAAAAAUUUUGAGACUAUCAACCUUUUACCUAUUCUUAGAAGUAAUUGGCACAGCAAGCACAGCAAGCACAGCAAUGAUCACAAAAUAUUUCGCCAAUGUGGUGGUCAAAUUCGAUGCCUUUGGAGUAGGUGCCAGAAAUGCCAGAAUUUUCCUUUCUCAAGUCCCAACUACCGCCAAAAUAGACUGUAAAGUUUUGGCACCAAAUUCUCAAGAUGAACAACAAAUCAAAGUCACAUUCAAAGACAAACACGUCAUGUCUAUCGAUCCUUGUAACACAAGCAUAAACCAGAUGAAGGAGUAUUUCGAUGCUCAUUCCAGAAAAAUGGCUAUUGAAGCUUCCAUUAGAGAAUAGGUUUACCAUUUACAUGUACAUAGAUUAAUAUAUUGUUUAUUUUUGCAGAAUUACAAACGUUUGGAACCACUCAGGUACUGUCAGAUUGAAUAUCAUGGCAGAUUCUUCUUUAUCUACUUUGGUGAGGCUCAAGUACGAAUCCAUUAAUUCGUCCUCUCUGUCGAAUGACAACCGGUAGACAGUUGCCUCAUCUUGAUUCUUAAGGUUCUUCUCUUGAAACACUAGCCAUUGGAUCACUAACUGAUACCACCUAAAUAUCCCCUUGGUAUUUAUGGCACACCCAUGUUUAAGAAAUAUGGGGUCAUUAUUGACAAUAUUUGCAACCUCACCAAUUUUAAAUGUCUUUAUGGAUGCUAAUUUAAAGUCCAAUGUUCGGUAUCCCAUCACAAGAUGUUGACAACCAACUAACUUGUUU